Arabidopsis lyrata subsp. lyrata is the source of this 637-nucleotide messenger RNA. RefSeq names its product glutathione S-transferase U25. Gene Ontology annotation, cellular component: cytoplasm. Bases 30 to 623 code for a protein of 197 amino acids. Gene Ontology annotation, biological process: glutathione metabolic process. Gene Ontology annotation, molecular function: glutathione transferase activity. The record is from RefSeq and is a predicted model, not a curated record. Lineage: Eukaryota; Viridiplantae; Streptophyta; Magnoliopsida; Brassicales; Brassicaceae. The transcript has 2 exons.
UUCGUGAGCUUAUUAAAUCAAGAACAACAAUGGCAGACGAGGUAAUUCUUCUUGAUUUCUGGCCGAGCAUGUUUGGAAUGAGGACGAGGAUUGCUCUAGAAGAGAAAAAUGUCAUAUUUGAUUACAGAGAACAAGAUCUAUGGAACAAAAACCCGAUUCUCCUCGAGAUGAAUCCGGUUCAUAAGAAAAUACCGGUUCUCAUCCACAAUGGUAAACCGGUCUGUGAAUCUCUCAUCCAGAUGGAAUACAUCGACGAAGUUUGGCCUAGCAAAACCCCACUUCUUCCUUCUGACCCUUACCAAAGAGCUCAUGCCAAAUUUUGGGGAGAUUUCAUCGACAAGAAGGUGUAUGCUUCAGCGAGGUUGAUUUGGGGAGCGAAAGGCGAAGAGCAUGAGGCGGGGAAGAAGGAGUUCAUCGAGAUACUCAAGACACUAGAGUCUGAGCUUGGAGACAAAACUUACUUUGGAGGUGAAACAUUCGGUUAUGUUGAUAUUGCUCUCAUUGGAUUUUACAGCUGGUUUGAAGCAUAUGAGAAGUUUGGGAAUUUCAGCAUUGAAGCGGAGUGUCUAAAACUGAUUGCUUGGGCUAAAAGAUGUGUGAAGAGAGAGAGAGAGUGUUUCUAAGUCGCUUCCUGAUU